Pararge aegeria (speckled wood butterfly) is the source of this 3200-nucleotide messenger RNA. Its product is annotated as RING finger protein 10. The transcript is spliced from 11 exons. NCBI's taxonomy places the organism in Eukaryota, Metazoa, Arthropoda, Insecta, Lepidoptera, Nymphalidae. The record is from RefSeq and is a predicted model, not a curated record. Bases 299 to 2464 code for a protein of 721 amino acids. Gene Ontology annotation, biological process: positive regulation of transcription by RNA polymerase II. Gene Ontology annotation, molecular function: transcription cis-regulatory region binding.
CAUCUUGUUUUAUAUCUGGCUGCCGGCUGGUAAGCUGGUCGCCAUAUUGGUGGCGAAUUAAAUAAUUUGUUUUCGUUUGUGAUAUUCGUCGUCAGCGGCGAAAGGGAGUAUAUUAUACUCCCUUUUUUUGUGUAUAAGGCUUUGCUCAGUGUUAUUACUACUAGGCUAGUUUUGAUAAUUGUUGGAAAGUAUAAAUUUAUCUUUGUUUUGUAUUUAAAAACAUGGCUUUUUAAAAUGUCGGCCCUGAACGUAAAAUAUUCGCCUCCUUGCGGAGUAACCCGCUCCUUUGUUAUUGUGGAUGUUGGAAGAAUCCAGAAUGGACAAGAAAUCUUUAAAUCGUUCUUUACAACAGUCGAGGCCCGUAGCCAUCGACUCUAAAAAAGGCACAGAAACAACUCAUAAACCUUGGCCAAGAAAUAAUAAAAAACGCGAAGGAUCAGCUAACCUACCAAAAUAUGACCCGUCUCGGAAGAAUGUCCCAUCACAGAGAGGCAGAGGUCAAAUGGAUAAGCGCCCACGGACCCGUGGUGCUCCCAAUUUCUCUGUGGGUGGAGCGCAGAACACCGGGAUAGAAGAAGAUGAGGAGCCUGAAAUAGGCUCAGUGUUUAUGCCUGGCAGCAAAAAGCAAAAUUUGAAUCAUUUGCUUAACUUCAUGUACCCUUCCCGAGGUGGUACUGACAGGAGUGGUCCCGUGCCACGUCGGCAAGGCCAGCAGCGAGUCUCCUACAGACAUGAACAAGAUCUUUACCUUCGCGCCUACUGUCAGUUUGUGGUCAAGGAAGAUGGAGAUUACAAGGUCAACUUGAUGGACCCGGACUUACCACUCAAGUGGGAGCAUAUUGAGGAAAUUGUGGUGAGAAGCACUGGCCGGUCAGAAUGCCCUAUAUGCCUGGGCGCCCCAGUGGCGGGACGCGUAGGUCUCUGCGGUCACGUGUAUUGCUGGGCUUGCAUCCUGCACUACGCUGCGGCCCACGAGAAGCAAUCGCCUCCAUGUCCAGUGUGCGCUAUGGCCUUGAACGUGGCUGAUAUGAAACCAACGCGUAUGGUGCAAUGGGAGUCGCCGCCUGAUGAGGUAUCAAUGCGGCUCGUGCGACGUUUACGCGGUUCCACGAUUGUUGAGGUAGCUCCUCCCCGAGGUCAAAUAAAGGAAACUGAUCAGACUCACAUACUGCCCCUAGAAGACUUGCAGGGGGCACCUUUCGCCAAACUAUUUUCAGCUACUAAACAACAGGUAAAGGACAUCCUAGAGAGAGACAGGACACAAAUUGAAACACAAAUAUUUGCAGAAAUUGACACCACAGAAAUUGUCUAUUUGGAACAAGCAUUGGAAAUGCUCAAAUUGAAAGAAAAUAAUAUCAAUAUUCAAUAUGAAGAACCAUCAAACAUUAAUACUGACAAGGUUGAUGAAGCCCCUACAGUAUUUGAAAAUAAUGCUGUAACAAAUAAUGUGAAACUUGACUGGUUUGAUGUCACAGAUGAAGGCGCAACUUGUCUAGAAGUAGUAGAUAAGAUGACAACAUUGGAUAUACAAUCUGAUUUGAAUCCAAAUGCACAAGAGUUUCAAUGUGAUACAAAUGUUGAUUUGACUCCAUCCGAGGAGUUUCCUCUUAUCGAUUGUGAACCGGAAAUAGAAGAAGAUGUUGCUGAAGAAGCUGUUUAUGCAGAUAUUGAUAAGCAAAACCAGGCGAAAUACUUUUAUUUCUAUCAAGCUGAAGAUGGCCAGCAGGUUUUCUUGCACAGCCUGAAUGUGCGCGUUCUGAACGCAUCGUGGGGAGCUUUGGCUUCAGCGCCUGACGUAAUCCGCGGCAGAGUCCUACAUCGUGAGACACUUUCACUAACUGAACAGACAAGAAAACACUUGCCAUUCACUGCCCACUUACCUCUCCAUUGCUCCUUUGACAUAGUAGAACUGGAUUUGAAGUUGCCGUUUGUGACUGAUGCAGCACUCGGAAAUUAUGCAGCGGAACUAGAACGACGUGCACGCAUGCGUGCAAAACACGAGCGGGAUGAAAGACGUCGAGAGCGAGCAUACCGCCGAGCUAUGGAGGGACCGCCUAGACCGGACUUCUCUUCGCAACUAUUAUUCCCACCCGCUCCACCCACUUACGGCAGUCCACCUCUCGCUGAAGUUGCUAUGCAAACUUUUGAGCAAACACCAUCUAUCAGUUCAACUUCAUCAUUGCAACAAACUAGCCCCACAGCAAGUGUGACUUCACCUGCAGGACUGUCCUUUGCUAAGAUGGCGGGUGCUAGCGGUACAUGGCGUGUGCGUAAAUCAACCGCCCCUUCUCCGCCGCCUCCGCCUGACGAGGAAGAAGGCUUCACCCCUAGGGCCGCUCUAUUGAGUGAUGCUAUAGAAGCCGCGUUGCAAGCUAGCAGCCCAACAGCGAAAAGCUCCGGCAAAAAGACAAAGAAGACCAAGCAAAAAGUCCUAUUUGCCACUGGGAUGCACCGCGCGGCGUAGAAUGUUACCAAUAUUAUAGAUAAACUCGCGCCAUAUACAAAAUGAAAAGAUCAGUAAAUCUUACCAACAAAAAUUCAAUACUGUUCAGUUUUGUAAGACUUUUUUCAUAGAAGCGCAAACAUGUCAAGGAGGUUGCAUAUCCAUAUAACAGAUAAUGGUAGAUCCGCGACUCGUGUACGUUAAAGAUUCACUGUACACUGUUGGCGAUAUAUUUAAAGAGUCUUAAAGUACUAAUGACAGUUCGGUAAAUAUUACUUUUAUUCACUUUAUUUUGGCCCACCAAGAAAUACAACUUAACACUUUCUUUUGAGUAAGCGCUGUUCAGUUCCUGCGUUACAAACCUGCUUUUUUUUCUGACAAAAUGACAUAUUAAAAUAUAAACUAACACUAUGAACAAAUUAUCUUUGAAGAGCUUGUCUCUUUGUUUAAUCACACGAAAUUCCUUUCCGUAGUUUGGAAUAGGGAACAAUAUUUUGUGAAAAUAGUACAUAGUUUAAUAAAUGUGAUUUUUGCAAUCUUGUUAUCUACUUAAUAUCAUAGGGUUCAUGGUUAUUUUACAAACAAAUUGAUCCAAUUUUAUUUUGCUUUAUAAAAAUAAAUGUUCUUUAGACAUAGUAAUACAUUAUGUAUCAAAAUAUUAAGAAUAUUUUGCUUGUUAAAAGGGGUUAUAAUAGUAGUUAUUGUUCCAACCCAUAUAAUUAUUUAAAUGGGUUAUAAUAAACUUCAAUGUAAAAUA